AUGGCUGCAUCAGGAACUCUAACUCUCUCUCAAUUCUCACUUCACAAACCUCUUUCAUUCCCCAUAACCAAACCACCAACAUCCAGAAUCUGCAUUAGAGCCAUGUCAGGAGAAAACUCUUCACCUUCCGUCACCACACAACAACAACCACCCUCAUCACUCUCAAUAUCUCCUCCUCCCAAUUUCAAACCUCCACAACCUAAACGCUUUAUAAUUAGACCUGACAAGAGGCUUGAAAUCCUCGGAGCUUCGCUUUCCUUGUUCUUUCGCCUUGCCACCGGAGUUUUUGCCUCUGGGUAUUCUUUCUCGUUUGUUUCACAGGAUCAAGUUCCAUCGGAUGAAUACGCUUUCAGACUUUCCGGCAUUACAGUAAAAGAAACAUCAAAGUUAGGUGCUCGACCAGAGAAGCCCAUUGAAAUAUAUGAAUUCGAAAGCUGCCCAUUUUGUCGGAAGGUUAGAGAAAUAGUUGCUGUUUUGGACCUUGAUGUUCUUUUCUAUCCUUGCCCGAGAAACAGCCCAAAUUUCCGUCCGAAGGUUGUUCAGAUGGGUGGUAAACAGCAGUUCCCUUACAUGGUUGACCCAAACACUGGUGUUUCGAUGUAUGAAUCGGAUGAAAUAAUUCGGUAUUUGGUUGGCACAUAUGGUGAUGGAAACAUUCCUCUCACUUUAUCACUCGGAUUUUUAACGUCAUUGACUUGUGGUCUUGCUAUGCUUAGUCGCAUUACAAAGGGAACAACAUAUACUCCAGCAAAAUUACCACCAAAGCCACUUAAGUUAUGGGCGUAUGAGGGGUCUCCUUUCUGCAAAAUCGUACGGGAAGUUCUUGUCGAAUUGGAGCUGCCACAUUUGCUUAUCAACUGUGCUAGGGGUAGUCCGAAAAGAAACAUACUAUAUCAGAAAAAGGGACAUUUCCAGGUACCUUUUUUGGAAGAUCCAAACACUGGAAUAGAAAUGUUUGAGAGUGCGGAAAUUAUAGAGUACAUUAGAGCAACUUACACUCUUUAG
Vicia faba (fava bean) is the source of this 1005-nucleotide messenger RNA. Lineage: Eukaryota; Viridiplantae; Streptophyta; Magnoliopsida; Fabales; Fabaceae. The record is from the annotation of a GenBank genome assembly.